This is a messenger RNA of Alternaria alternata, 5072 nucleotides long. RefSeq lists its product as hypothetical. Gene Ontology annotation, molecular function: protein serine/threonine kinase activity; protein serine/threonine/tyrosine kinase activity; ATP binding. The coding region runs from base 385 to 4908 and encodes 1507 amino acids. The transcript has 5 exons. The record is from RefSeq and is a predicted model, not a curated record. Lineage: Eukaryota; Fungi; Ascomycota; Dothideomycetes; Pleosporales; Pleosporaceae. Gene Ontology annotation, biological process: peptidyl-threonine phosphorylation; peptidyl-serine phosphorylation.
CUUAGUGCCUAGUUGUGGCUUUUGCGGGCUGCCGACCCUCAUUGUAACUUUGACGAACGUCGACUACCGCAGCAGCGACCACCUCGCCCCCUUUGCAGCAACACCGCGCCGUGCUUUUUGCGCUGCAACAUUGCCCAACCCUGAAUAAUUCCGAUAGCCGUUCGCUCGACUCAUUACCGACCGCCGAUCGCUUUCACCGCUGUAGCCGGGUCCGUUCGACAUGUCGGCAUAGGUCUCCCUCGGUGCCCAAGCUCGACGCUUGGAGACCCUCUCGGCGUUCUUUGAAAGAGGAAGACUUUUUUCUUUCUUUGAAGCAUCUCGUGACAGCAGAGCUCCAAUUGCCUGUGUCGUGACGACCAGCUGUGGAGCUGACAUCUGCGGACCAUGUCGACGCAGCCGCGAACGACAACUCGGACCAUGGAAUCGACCAACGUGCCCGAACGGUCAGGGUCCAACAUGUCCGAGGAUUCUAGUGGCUCCUCAGAAGACCGCGUACGCAAGUUCCAGAAGACGGGCGACCAGGGCAGCCGCCUGCGCAAGACAAGCGCAUCCAAUGCUAUAAGCGCAGCACGACCGCUGCCGACCAUCAACAACAACGCCGCAGGACGAGGCAGGGCCAAGGUGCCGUUGGGCCCCCGCGAGCGGCCCCAGGACUUCAACAAGCAGAGAAUGGCAAGCGGCGCCAGCGUUGCCUCUCUUGAGACACGCUCCUUCCUCCCCACGCCCGCCAACGAGACGACGGCCACGCGCCCCGUCCCUUCGAACCCACGCUUCAGCUUCACCAAGCAACCGCAGAUCAGCAGCCCGGCAAAGGGAGAGUCCAACGAGAACACUGGCUCAUAUGACUUCCUGCCCGCCGUCAACUUCGAUGACUUUGCCAACAGCCUCUCCUACGAGCCCGCGCUAAGCGACUUUCCUGCCCCCGGCACGUUCAAGACCAACGUGCCUGCCGACAGCACCACCCCUAAUAACAGCAAUAACAAUAGCAAUAGCAACAACAUGCAGCCGUUUACGGGAGCCCCCACCGAUACCCGCCCUGCACGUAGCAGCUCUUUCGUUCGCCGCUUCAGCCAGUCCACUGCGAGGAAGCCGAGUGGUGCUUCCACCGCAUCCGGCUCUGACCCGUCUGCGAUGCCUCCGCCGCCCACCAACAUGGCCAUCCGAUCACGCCGCCAAAGUCACUUCCCUGCCCAGGCACCCUCGAACCCGGCCGCCCGAGCCCCGAGAAAGAGCGUUGGCCCUGGAAUGCUGCCAACGAAUAGCUUUGAAAUGGACAGACUCGCGAAUGACAACACGAUGCCUACGCUCGGCCGCGCCCCUUCACUGAACAAGGGAAACAGGCGGGAGCCACUCUCUACGAACCUCAACACUACAACCACCGGGGUACCCAAGCUUCCAACUGCCGCACGCAAUGCGAAAGCAAAGUCCCUACAGCCGCCCUCGAGACAGCAACCGGGCCACCUGACUGUCUCUAUCAGCCCCGAUCCGAGUUCCAUGCCCUUGGACCAUUCCCGCUCACCUGGCAGAUCUCCCGCGGCGCAACGAUCAUACACACCUUCGUCCUCGUCGAGCAAGCGACAGUCAACCGCACCGCACAUAUCUGGGCUCGGAGCGCGAACUAUUAGCCCCACAGACGCUCGGAGGCUGAGGAGGCUGUCCAUGAACCCUAACCACCCGCCAAACGGCCCGGUGGGCCCUCCUACACCUCAAGGCGACCAGACAUUCGACGAGCGUGCCUUUAGCCAGUCUCCAGCCUUGGCCGUGGGAGGGAGCAUGACGCCCUCUUCGGCACGUGCGACACCCGAGCAGAAGCGCAAGUCUUAUGCCUCUGGCAUCUCGCUUUCCUCAAACUCGAGCUUGAACUCGCUAAAGGUCGGUCCUUCGUCCAUACCGUUGCGUACAAAUCCUGCUCCGACAAGCUCGCGUUUGCCUGCGCCAAAGCCACGAAACGUGCAAAGCUCAGCUGGUGGAGAACAAGAAGAAGUUCCUCCAGUACCGGCUAUACCAAAAGCAUAUGAGUCUCCCAAGGACCCUGAGCGCAGCAGUUUUGCAUUCAAUACACCAAACUCGAAGAUGAACGCGCCUCCAGCAUCUCAAGAGGCUGUCUCGACACCCGAUGCACAACGAGUUGAACCUCGGCCUAUUGAGACCCAGGACGGUGGCGUUUUGAACAGGAGUACAGGGUCCAUCAGACAUCGAAGAGGGUUAACCGUCGGAGCUGGUUCGGAAACUGAGAGGACGCCCACCACGGUACAGCAGUCCAGCAAAAAGAAUCUGCAGCCAAUCAGACUACCACCGCUGAACCUGCUACCACUUGGUACACCAUUCAACAACCGGAUAUCAUCUUUCCCUGCGCCUUCUGACGAAGUAGAUGAGCGUAAUGUCACACCGCCACCUAAACGUGCUGCCAACAAAACGCCUAGUACGCCCAUGACAGCGUCCAAGGCGAACUUCUUCUCAAGGAACAACCAUCAUGAUGAAUACCACAAACACUUACGUAGCAGCAGUUCAGCAUUCAACUUGCGUGCAGCAGACUCGUCGCUUGAUACACACCCGAAUAUCGGUACGAUACCCAUUCCGACCCUGAACCCGACACGCCAAGCCACCACACCUUUCUCGUCGAAUUCAUUACCAAAGGGAAGCGGAGAGUUCGCUCGCUUGCAGCCACGACCCAGCGGCGAAUACAAGUCAUCCGCCAAGGAUGUGGAGAUGCAGAGCAUGGUUGCUGGACCGCGGCCAUUACAGAAGAAAAACACAUCGGAUUCGAUCCAGACUUCUGAGUCGACAGAGCCAGAAACGCCUUCUUCUGGUUCAUCCUUGCGCCGAAAGCUUAGCCUUAGCGGCUGGAGGAGAGCUUCGUCAAAAGCUGCGACACAUCAGUCGCAGAAUCCACAGGUCCGAAAACCGGGCACUAAGACGGACGAACAAAGACAGCAGCCUCAACCACCUAAGCACAGCGAGAUGCCGCCACCUCGAUUACCUGCGUCUGCUACUUGGAGCGGCGCUACUGGUACAACUCCUCCUCCCGCUAAAAGUGGAACCCGACCAUCCCUCGACUUUGGACGUCGCAAGACUUCUACAGCAGCUGUCGCAAGUGACACCGAGGCUGAGAAGUCAGGUGCUCGUAAACCCGUGGGAGGCGGUGGAAUACGUGCUGUGUCGGGGCACACAGACCAGGCUACCAGCCAGGUGACACAAAAGUCCACGUCCAUUUUGACACCGAUGCAGCGGAUGUUGGGUACGAAGAGCUCGUCAAACAUGCUCAAAGCUCGUAAUCUCGACCCCAAUCUAGAUCGGGAUGAUCUAUUAGCCGACGAGGAGAUGAAGAAGCUUGCUUCGAAGCGGAAAGAUUUUGAGCAUGCGGCGAGGGAUGUUGAUGAGCUUCGCAAGCGCGCCACGGCCAAGGAGCGUGUCACUCCAAGUGAUGCUGUACGUAUGGCCAACCUGAACAUAUUCGAGAGGGGGGAGAUUAUCGACUACAAAGAAGUGUACUUCUGUGGAACGAAGAAUGCCAAGAAGCACGUCGGCGACCUUAAUGCGCAGACAGCGAACUUUGGCUACGACGACGAACGUGGCGAUUACAACAUUGUCCUUGGAGACCAUCUUGCCUACAGAUACGAAGUCGUUGAUGUGCUCGGAAAGGGUAGUUUCGGACAGGUCGUGCGCUGCGUAGACCAUAAGACGGGAGGACUCGAAGCGAUCAAGAUCAUUCGUAACAAGAAGAGGUUCCAUCAGCAAGCUCUGGUCGAAGUCAACAUUCUCCAGAAGUUGCGUGAAUGGGAUCCCGACAACAAGCACAGUAUGAUCAACUUCACCCAGAGCUUCUACUUCCGCGGCCAUCUUUGCAUCUCUACUGAGCUUCUCGGUAUGAACCUGUACGAGUUCAUCAAGGCACACGAAUUUAAGGGCUUCUCUCUCCGUCUGAUCCGCCGGUUCUGCAAACAGAUGUUGGCUUCAUUGACUCUUCUGAAGACCCAGAAGGUCAUUCACUGCGAUCUGAAGCCGGAGAAUAUUCUGCUUGCGCACCCGCUGCACUCGGAAAUCAAGGUCAUCGAUUUUGGAUCAAGUUGCUUCGAGACCGAGAAGGUUUACACGUAUAUCCAGUCGCGAUUCUACCGUUCGCCCGAGGUCAUCCUUGGUAUGAGCUACGGAUUGCCGAUUGACAUGUGGAGUCUGGGUUGUAUUCUUGCCGAACUACUAACUGGCUACCCUAUCUUUCCUGGAGAGAAUGAACAAGAGCAGCUUGCUUGCAUCAUGGAGAUAUUUGGACCCCCGGAGAAGCAUCUUAUCGAGAAGAGUAGCAGGAAGAAAUUGUUCUUUGAUUCGCUCGGUAAGCCCAGAGUUACCGUCUCGUCAAAAGGUCGCAGGCGAAGGCCCAGCUCGAAGACACUACAGCAAGCUUUGAAGUGUGAUGACGAGGCUUUCCUCGACUUCAUCACGCGCUGUCUACGAUGGGAUCCCGAACGCAGAAUGAAGCCCGAUGAAGCCAUGCAGCAUGAGUUCAUCACUGGCGUUCGCAAAACCAGUCAACAACAACGACGACCUUUCAACGGCCCCUCUGGCGUUUCUUCGCCUGCAAAGCGAAUGCCGCCUCCACAAUCGGCGCAGCCACGCGUCCGACCUCUUCCAGAGCCUCCAGUGUCUAGUUUCAGUCGUGGGACCGCAGCCAGCGGUCAACGCCAGGUGUCGAGCGGCACCUCCCCUGUAAAGACUUCUGCUCCCGCGAGGCGUCAUUCAACGGUGCAAGGACUUGCACCUGGAGCAGCGGGUACUAAGCGUGCCGCAAAUGGAGCCCCACUCAAUGCCACAAGUGGGAGUGGCCUGCCACGCGCAGCGCAGCGAAGUGUGUCAGGCAAGCCAGACCUCGCUUCGGCUGCGGCCAUUGCCAGUCUCAAAACGCACACAUAAAUUUACGAAACCGGGAGAUAUUCUCAAUAUAGAUUAACGAUUACUUGGGCAUCUCAUGAGGUUUCUUACUAUAUAAUAAUGGGGUGUUAGCCUGCUGGCAGCUUGGGGUUAGGUUGUUAGGGACUUUUGUGCAGAUAUGGUUGCGGAUGUUAUGUUUUCCCAUU